Messenger RNA from Myxozyma melibiosi, 2403 nucleotides. RefSeq lists its product as uncharacterized. Gene Ontology annotation, molecular function: damaged DNA binding; ATP binding; hydrolase activity, acting on acid anhydrides, in phosphorus-containing anhydrides. Lineage: Eukaryota; Fungi; Ascomycota; Lipomycetes; Lipomycetales; Lipomycetaceae. The record is from RefSeq and is a predicted model, not a curated record. The transcript has 5 exons. Bases 1 to 2403 code for a protein of 800 amino acids. Gene Ontology annotation, cellular component: nucleus. Gene Ontology annotation, biological process: transcription by RNA polymerase II; positive regulation of mitotic recombination; nucleotide-excision repair.
AUGAAAUUCUUUAUCGAUGAUCUUCCGGUUCUGUUUCCGUAUCCACGGAUCUAUCCAGAGCAAUAUGCGUACAUGUGCGAUCUGAAACGGACGCUGGAUGUUGGAGGAAAUUGUAUUCUUGAGAUGCCUUCAGGCACCGGCAAGACUAUCUCGCUGCUCUCUCUCACAAUCUCGUAUCAGAUGUUCUACCCCGAGCGACGGAAGAUCGUGUAUUGCUCACGAACAAUGUCGGAGAUCGAAAAGGCACUGACAGAGUUGCGCAGUCUGAUGGCGUACCGUGAGAAAGAACUAGGUCGCAAAGAACCCUUUCGCGGCUUAGGCCUGACCAGUCGAAAGAACCUAUGUCUGCACCCUGAUGUCCGACGAGAGAGGAAAGGAGCGGUAGUCGACGAGAAAUGCCGAAGUCUGACGUCGUCGUUUGUGAUGGAGCAGAAAAAAGCGGGCAAAAAUCCAAAGCUGUGCGAGUAUCACGAGAAUCUAUACGAGCUGGAGCCUCAUAAUUUGAUCCCUGAGGGUGUCUGGACUUUUGAUUCGCUGAUGCAGUACUGUGAAGAGACCAAGCAGUGUCCGUAUUUUACAGUCCGGCGAAUGAUGAGUUUCUGCAAUAUCGUGAUUUACUCUUUCCAUUAUCUGCUCGAUCCGAAGAUUGCGGAGCGCGUCUCCAAGGAGCUCUCAAAAGACAGUAUCAUUAUCUUUGACGAGGCGCACAACAUAGACAACGUCUGCAUCGAAUCGCUGAGUAUAGACCUAACGGAAGGCACGUUACAAAAGGCAUUGCGCGGCGUGAACGAGCUCGGGAAACAGAUCGACGAGAUGAAGGCGUCAGACUCUGAAAAGCUACAGGACGAAUAUCAACGGCUGGUUGACGGACUGCGAGAAGCAGACGAGGCUAGAGAAGAGGAUAUAUUCAUGGCGAACCCGGUUCUGCCAGAUGAUCUACUGAAGGAGGCUGUUCCGGGAAACAUCCGGCGCGCAGAGCAUUUUGUCGCGUUCCUGAAGCGGUUUGUGGAGUACCUAAAGACGCGGAUGCAGGUGCGACAUGUGAUUUCAGAGACCCCGCCGUCGUUUCUGCAGCAUCUCAAAGAACUCACGUUUAUCGAGCGAAAGCCGCUUCGGUUUACGUCCGAGCGACUGACGUCGCUGAUCAGGACGCUUGAGCUCACGAAUGUGGAGCAGUUUGUUGCGUUGAAGGAGAUUGCCAUGUUUGCAACACUAGUAUCGACGUACGAGCAAGGGUUCAUGCUGAUUUUGGAGCCGUUCGAAUCAGAUACUGCGACAGUUCCUAACCCGAUCUUGCACUUUACCUGCCUUGAUGCGUCGAUUGCGAUCAAGCCCGUGUUUGAACGAUUCAGCUCAGUAAUUAUCACCAGCGGUACGAUCUCGCCGCUGGAUAUGUAUCCCAAGAUGCUCAACUUUGAGACGGUCUUGCAGGAGUCAUACACGAUGACUUUGACGCGCCGCACGUUCUUGCCGCUGAUCGUCACUCGAGGAUCAGACCAGGUCGCAAUCAGCUCACGCUUCGAGAUCCGAAACGAUCCAAGCGUCGUGCGGAAUUACGGGAACCUGUUUAUCGAGUUUUCAAAGCUGACGCCGGACGGCCUGGUCAUCUUCUUCCCGUCUUAUCUCUAUAUGGAGAGUAUAAUCAGCAUGUGGCAGACGAUGGGCAUCCUGGACGAGGUGUGGAAGUACAAGCUGAUUUUGGUGGAGACGCCAGAUAGUCAGGAAACAAGUCUUGCGCUGGAAGCGUUCCGGACCGCGUGCAGUAACGGGCGGGGUGCAGCGUUACUCUGCGUCGCGCGAGGGAAAGUCUCUGAGGGAAUCGAUUUCGAUCAUCACUACGGACGCACUGUGCUGAUGAUUGGCGUGCCGUUCCAGUACACCGAGUCUAGGAUUCUGAAGGCGCGGCUGGAGUUUAUGAGGGAGAACUAUCAUAUUCGGGAAAACGACUUUCUGUCCUUUGACGCGAUGCGACACGGCGCGCAGUGUCUCGGACGCGUUUUGCGGGGUAAAGAUGACUAUGGAAUCAUGGUGUUGGCGGACAAGCGGUUCUCGCGGAAACGCAACCAGCUGCCGAAAUGGAUCAACCAGGCAAUCAUGGACUCGGACGUGAAUCUGUCGACCGACAUGGCAGUUGCGGCGGCGAAGAGUUUUCUGCGGACGAUGGCGCAGCCGAUGGAUGCGAAGGAUCAGGAGGGAGUGAGUGUGUGGAGUUUGAGCGAUUUGUUGAAGGUGCAGGAGGAGCAGCGGAUGGAGGCGAAGCAGAAGGCGGAGGAGGAGAAGAAGAUUAGGCCGGUGGAGGAGAAGAUGGAUGUUGAUGAGGAGGAUUAUUUCGACGAUGAGAAUGAUGAGUUUUAUGGGUUUACAAUCUCGGAUGACGAGAUGCUGCUGGAGCUUGAUAUUUGA